AUGUCAUAUCAGCUAUUAUUUCCAAUCAUUCGGAACCAUCCACACAAAUCUACGGAAAACGAAAACGACAACACUAAAGUAACAUUUUUUCAGAUCACAACGAAACCUGUUAUUACAGAUUUUUUGAGACCCGAAAGUAUAUUCUGUAAGCCCGUUGAUAUCCGGUGCUCUUGCAGUGUAGCGGCGGUAUCUCCAUCGGCUACCGGACCGUUUUCCGAACCGUCUUUUAUUGGUCAGCCGCAACCUUUGAUCAGAAAGCUCGAAUUACUGGAAGCGGUCUAUAAAGGUUCCUCUGCGAGUUCGUUUGGCACAAUUGAGCUCACCUUCAAAUACCUUGUCGGAGCAUGGCCCUUAGGGCUUGAGGAUUUGGAGGUGACGCCAAUGAUGAAUGGGGAUUUUUGUGAGAAAGCAGCUGUCAAUCAAAGCGUGACUCUGUCUAGAGCUGUUGAUCAAAGCGUGCCUCUGCCCACCUAUGCUCAAGGUUUCCUUGGCACCAUAGUCGCUCGAUUAGAUGCCGACGCUAUGUAUCGUAGAUGCCACUACCUCUACUAUGCUGAUGAGGUCAAGAGUAAACAAUGUGGAAUUCGGUCGUCUCCUAUAGCCAUAUACGCGCAACCAUUAAUACUAAGUGAGUUUUCAGCACCAGCUGAUUUUCUUAUAUCAUCUUAA
Molecule: messenger RNA, 669 nt
Organism: Cylicocyclus nassatus
Lineage: Eukaryota; Metazoa; Nematoda; Chromadorea; Rhabditida; Strongylidae
Source: the annotation of a GenBank genome assembly